GCGGAGCGACAGGUCUCGGGCCCUCAGCGGAGCGGCGGGCGCCGGACCCCCAGGCGGAGCGACAGGUCUCGGACCCUCAGGGCGGAGUGGUGGGUGCCGGACCCCCAGGCGGAACGACAGGUCUCAGGCCCCCAGGCGGGGCGCGGCGGGGGCACCGAGUCACCAGGCACAACCGUGGGCUCCGAGUCAACUGGGAUGACCGCUGGCACUGGGUCAUUUGGCUCGACAGCGGGCACCGCGUCAUCUGGCAAGGCAGUGGGGCUCCGAGUCAACUGGUAUGACCGCGGGCACUGGGUCAUUUGGCUUGACAGCGGGCACCGCGUCAUCUGGCAAGGCAGUGGCUCCGAGUCAACAGGCACGACAGUGAGCACCGGGUCAUCAGGUACCGGAUUGUCUGGCUGAGGAGACAGCGGGCAUCGGGUCACCAGGUAUGACAGCGGGCACUGGGGUCACCAGGCAUCAGGUCAUUUGGCUUGACAGCGGGCACCGCGUCAUCUGGCAAGGCAGUGGGCUCCGAGUCAACAGGCACGACAGUGAGCACCGGGUCAUUUGGCUCGACAGCGGGCACCGGAUCAGGUACCGGAUCAUCUGGAUCAACAGCGGGCAUCGAGUCAACUGGCCUAAUAGGAUCGUCAGGCUGGAUCAGUUCAUCAUGCUGGGGGUCAGAGGCAUCAGGCCAAGUAGAGGCUUCAGGCCGAGUAGAGGCUUCAGGCCGAGUAGAGGCUUCAGGCCGAGUAGAGGCUUCAGGCCGAGUAGAGGCAUCAGGCCGAGUAGAGGCAUCAGGCCGAGUAGAGGCAUCAGGCCGAGUAGAGGCUUCAGGCUGAAGAGAGGCUUCAGGCUGAACCACGGAAGGCAGGCUCACCGGUUUGGAUACUGGCAGGAUGGUAUUGGUUGGAAAGAAUUUUCGCUUUUUUCUGGUUUUAACUACUGGAGCACUGCAAGUAAACGCAGGUCUGCAAACGAAUGGAGCAGCUGGAGACAGAGAAGAACUGGAGGAUGGAACAGGAGAGGGAGCGGUUGCUACAGAGGGCUCUUUUACAGGGUUAAAGGCAGGAUAGGUGCAGCGAGUGGGAACAGGGUACUGACAUGCGGUAGAUAG
This is a messenger RNA of Staurois parvus, 1099 nucleotides long. The record is from the annotation of a GenBank genome assembly. Lineage: Eukaryota; Metazoa; Chordata; Amphibia; Anura; Ranidae.